CAUCUUAGGAUGAAUAUUUAAACAACAAUCUUCAGUCUUGCUUCAAAAUGUCCCUGUGUGCAUCUUCUCACAAGGACUUUUCUCAGUUGCUGCCACUUCAGGAUAUUGGAUGCAAUAAAACAGAAAUUAAAAACUCACCCGCUGGUAUCGUCUCUCCAGUUCCCUACAGCUGUAAUCAAUCCACAUUGACAGCAGAACACAGUCCAGUCUACAUUCCCUCAUCUUAUGUGGAAAACAGACAUGAAUAUUCUGCAAUGGCAUUCUGCAGUCCUGCUAUGAUGAAUUACAACAUUACCAGCAACUUUGGAGAUUCAGAGAGUGCAUCUGUGAGGCAAACAUCAAGCCCCAAUGUGUUAUGGUCUGCUCCUGGCCAUCUCUCCCCUCUGACACUGCACUGUCAGUCAUCACUUCUGUACGCAGAGCAGGCAAAGAGCCCGUGGUGCGAAGCAAGACCCAUGGAGUCAGUGCUACCUGUGACCAGAGAAACGUUAAAAAGAAAAACUAAUGGCAAUGACUGUACAAGCCCGAUGGCAAAUAAUGCUGGCUCAAAAAGAGAUGCCCACUUCUGUGCAGUCUGCAGUGACUAUGCUUCAGGAUACCACUAUGGGGUCUGGUCAUGUGAAGGCUGCAAAGCAUUCUUUAAAAGAAGUAUUCAAGGACACAAUGAUUACAUCUGCCCAGCUACCAAUCAAUGCACAAUAGAUAAAAACAGGCGCAAAAGCUGCCAGGCAUGCCGGCUACGGAAAUGUUAUGAAGUGGGAAUGAUGAAAUGUGGCUCAAGAAGAGAACGUUGUGGGUAUCGGAUCCUGCGUCGCCAUCGUAAUUCAGAAGAUCAAGUGCACUGCAUUGGCAAAGCUAAGAAAUACAGUGAGACGGCAACUCGCGUGAAGGAGAUCCUGCUCAGCACAGUCAGUCCAGAGCAGUUUGUUUUAACACUACUUGAAGCAGAGCCUCCCAAUGUGUUGGUGAGUCGUCCCAGCAAACCAUUCACAGAGGCCUCCAUGAUGAUGUCCCUGACGAAACUGGCAGACAAAGAGCUGGUUCACAUGAUUGGUUGGGCCAAAAAAAUUCCUGGCUUCAUUGACCUCAGCCUCUAUGACCAAGUAAGACUCUUGGAGAGCUGCUGGAUGGAAGUUUUAAUGGUUGGUUUGAUGUGGAGAUCAAUUGACCAUCCUGGAAAACUAAUUUUUGCACCAGACCUUGUACUAGACAGGGAUGAGGGAAAAUGCGUAGAGGGAAUUUUGGAGAUCUUUGAUAUGCUCCUGGCCAUGACCUCAAGGUUCCGAGAGCUGAAACUGCAGCACAAGGAGUAUCUGUGUGUCAAGGCAAUGAUCCUCCUCAAUUCCAGCAUGUUUCCCUUGUCAGCAGAAGAACCUGAAAGCAACAGGAAACUGCAUCACCUGCUUAAUGUAGUCACAGAAGCUUUGGUGUGGGUUAUUGCCAAGAGCGGAAUCCCCUCGCAGCAGCAGACAACUCGUCUGGCCAACUUGUUGAUGCUCCUCUCACACGUCAGACACGCAAGUAACAAGGGAAUGGAGCAUCUCCUGAGCAUGAAGUGUAAAAAUGUGGUCCCAGUGUAUGACUUGCUGCUGGAGAUGCUGAAUGCGCACACUCUCCGAGGCCAAAGGAAGUCCCCGGUCACACAUCCCGAAUUUAGCCCAUUAGAACAAAUGGAGACUGGUGACAGUCUGCGAAAUGGGGCAGCCCAGUAAGUCUGUCAAGACCUGGGAAUGUGAAGCUUGUUCAAAGUUAUGGGAGAAAACAAAGUUAUGGGAGAAAACAAAGCUCCUGGGAGGACUGCUGAAGUGUGACCAAGUGCAAGGCCUCAUCUCUUCCAGAUUUGCACAUCGGGAUCUCGGGAAAGGCUCGUGGGACGCACACCUCUGUCCGUGUUUCUGACAUUGUAACAGCUGCACUUUUAUAGUGCCUUUUCUGAGACUCUUCAAAAGCACCUUAUGAAAUUAAGCCUCAGAACAGCACUGUGAGACAGGGAAUUACUGCCUCUCCUUUUCAGAGGAACGUGAGCUGAGACAGAGAGAUAAAUGGCCUGUUUUAAGAUGACAGAAGUUGUCUGUGUCAAGGCUAGGAGUGAGCUCCGAGGUCUCCAUCUCCCAGACUAAGGCUUUUAAGCACCGACUAGGUAAUCUCCUCUUUCAGUGUGAGAUUGUAUGAAAUGUAGAGCAGCAUCAUUUGGGACAGAUCCACUUACCUGUGUGUGCU
Messenger RNA from Antrostomus carolinensis (chuck-will's-widow), 2220 nucleotides. RefSeq names its product estrogen receptor 2 (gene ESR2). NCBI's taxonomy places the organism in Eukaryota, Metazoa, Chordata, Aves, Caprimulgiformes, Caprimulgidae. Bases 48 to 1712 code for a protein of 554 amino acids. Gene Ontology annotation, molecular function: sequence-specific DNA binding; zinc ion binding; steroid binding. The record is from RefSeq and is a predicted model, not a curated record. Gene Ontology annotation, biological process: estrogen receptor signaling pathway; cellular response to estradiol stimulus; regulation of DNA-templated transcription. Gene Ontology annotation, cellular component: nucleus. The transcript has 8 exons.